Arachis stenosperma is the source of this 2693-nucleotide messenger RNA. RefSeq names its product glutamate--tRNA ligase, cytoplasmic. Lineage: Eukaryota; Viridiplantae; Streptophyta; Magnoliopsida; Fabales; Fabaceae. Bases 359 to 2533 code for a protein of 724 amino acids. Gene Ontology annotation, cellular component: cytoplasm; methionyl glutamyl tRNA synthetase complex; cytosol. The transcript has 7 exons. Gene Ontology annotation, biological process: translation; glutamyl-tRNA aminoacylation. The record is from RefSeq and is a predicted model, not a curated record. Gene Ontology annotation, molecular function: glutamate-tRNA ligase activity; ATP binding.
CCCCUACUCUCUCUCUCAAUCUCACUCAACAAGGAGAGCCUCUGACUCUCACACUCCCAAAAAAGCACCGCCACCGCCACCGCCACCGCCACCGCCACCGCCGGGCUACUCUGCUUCGUCUCGUGACUCUCGCGUCGGCCCCUGUGCAUCUCCUUCCUGGCUCGUCGCCUCCUCUGCGUGACAGCGUCUCGCAUCAUCGUUGUCGUCGUCGCGCCCUCGUCCGGCGUGGCUCACCGUCGCUGCUGCAUUCCCCUUGCCAGACUCUGCUUCGCCGUGCUUGGUCUCCCUCUUCUCAGACACUAUUACUAAUCCAGCUGUUUGAGGGGACGAGCAGGCAACGCAGUCUUUGCUCCAAAACAUGGACAUCAAAACCUUUGCUUUCGCCGCUGCUACUCCGCCACUAUCGGUCAUCGCCGCCGCCAAGCUCGCCGGAAUCUCUCCCUCGGUUGACACAUCACUCCCUCCUGACUCAUCUCCGAUAUUUCUCUUCUCUAAUGGGCUGAAAUUGCACGGAGCAUCCGUUCUUCUGCGUUAUGUUGGGCGGGUUGCCAACAUUCCCAAUUUCUAUGGCCAAGAUGCUUUCGAGGCUACCCAGAUUGAUGAAUGGCUGGAGUAUGUACCUGUCUUCUUAUCAGGCCCUACUUUUGAGAAUGGAUGCAAAUAUAUGGAUCAGUUCUUGGAGAAGCGUACACUUUUUGUUGGCCAUUCAUUAUCAAUUGCGGAUGUAGCAAUCUGGUCAAGUCUUGCAGGAACUGGAAAGAGAUGGGAAAGUCUAAGGAAGUCAAAAAAGUAUCCAAAUCUUGCACGAUGGUUCAAUUCAAUUACAGAGGAAUAUGGUUCUGCAAUAAAUGAAGUUACAACAAAAUAUACUGGAAAAAAAAGUGCAGAUCCAUCAGUGGCCAUGCCAGCUGUGGCUGAUCAAGUGAAGACUGUGAAUGGUGAUCUAUCUGCUAAAGGAGGAAGCAAAUCUUCAGCAGAUAUAGAUCUUCCAGAUGCUGAAGUUGGAAAAGUUUGUCUGCGUUUUGCUCCGGAACCCAGUGGCUAUCUUCACAUUGGACACUCAAAAGCAGCCUUGUUGAACAAAUAUUUUGCUGAGCGAUACCAAGGCAAAGUUAUUCUACGGUUUGAUGAUACGAACCCUGCUAAAGAAAGCAAUGAAUUUGUGGACAACGUGCUGAAAGAUGUUGAUACAUUGGGUAUCAAUUAUGAACGCGUGACAUAUACAUCCGAUUACUUCCCUGAGUUGCUGAAAACUGCUGAAAAUUUAAUACGCCAGGGUAAAGCAUAUGUUGAUGACACCCCACGUGAACAGAUGCAAAAAGAAAGAAUGGAUGGCAUAGAAUCUAAAAACAGAGACAACACCAUGGAGGAUAACUUGAAAUUGUGGAAGGAAAUGAUUGCAGGAUCUGAGAGAGGCUUACAAUGUUGUGUCCGUGGCAAGUUGGAUAUGCAGGACCCAAACAAAUCACUCAGAGAUCCUGUGUAUUAUCGUUGCAAUCCUAUGCCUCAUCACAGAAUUGGAUCCAAGUAUAAGGUUUACCCAACUUAUGACUUUGCGUGUCCAUAUGUUGAUGCUAUUGAAGGAAUUACUCAUGCUCUUCGGUCUAGUGAGUACCAUGAUCGAAAUGCUCAAUAUUACAGGAUUCAGGAGGAUUUGGGAGUUCGAAAAGUUAUAAUCUAUGAAUUCAGUCGAUUAAAUAUGGUCUACACUGUUCUCAGCAAACGAAAACUUCUGUGGUUUGUCCAAAAUGGGAGAGUUGAUGGAUGGGAUGACCCGCGAUUUCCUACAGUGCAAGGAAUUGUUCGCAGAGGUUUGAAAAUUGAGGCACUAGUACAGUUUAUUGUUGAGCAAGGAGCAUCAAAAAAUCUCAAUCUCAUGGAAUGGGACAAGCUUUGGACAAUUAAUAAGAAGAUUAUUGAUCCUGUCUGCCCGAGACACACUGCUGUCAUUGCAGACAGACGAGUGUUGCUGACCCUCACUGAUGGUCCUGAGAAACCAUUUGUCCGCAUCAUACCUAAGCACAAGAAAUAUGCUGCUGCUGGCGAUAAAGCCACAACAUUUACUAAAAAGAUAUGGCUUGACCAUGUUGACGCAGCGUCCAUAUCAGCAGGCGAGGAAGUAACCCUAAUGGACUGGGGAAAUGCCAUAGUGAAGGAAAUACAGAAGGAUCAAGAUGGGAAUGUCACAGGGUUGAUUGGUGUUUUGCAUCUUGAAGGGUCUGUGAAGACCACAAAAUUGAAACUCACUUGGCUGCCUUUCAUAGAUGAACUAGUUAACCUGACAUUGGUGGACUUUGAUUAUCUGAUUACCAAAAAGAAGCUCGAAGAAGGGGAGGAUUUCAUGGAUGUGAUUAACCCAUGUACCAAAAAGGAGACUCUAGCUUAUGGAGACUCCAAUAUGCGAAACCUUCAGCGUGGAGAUAUAUUGCAGUUGGAGAGGAAAGGCUAUUUCAGGUGUGACGCACCCUUCAUUAGGGCAUCCAAGCCAAUUGUGCUAUUUGCAAUCCCUGAUGGUAGGCAGCAGACAAAGUAAACUUUUGUUCUUUAAAAUGUUCUAGAACAACCCACAUUCAAUAGCUCAGUUGCUAGUAAUGGGGGCUUACUAGUUUGUGGAACUACUUCAUGUUUACCAUCACAAAAUUAAAAUUGUACUAUGAAUCAAGCAAACCAUUUUAGUGGGUUCUUGACCAGCA